Cottoperca gobio is the source of this 887-nucleotide messenger RNA. RefSeq names its product solute carrier family 43 member 3-like. The coding region runs from base 398 to 745 and encodes 115 amino acids. The record is from RefSeq and is a predicted model, not a curated record. The transcript is spliced from 6 exons. NCBI's taxonomy places the organism in Eukaryota, Metazoa, Chordata, Actinopteri, Perciformes, Bovichtidae.
AGGAGAUUGGAGUGGAGCUAGUCUGAAGGGGAACAGGAGGCAGGGCUGACGGGCAAGAGGACAACAACCAGCAUGAUGGUUUGAAAGCUGAGCUUGACUGGGCAUGUGUGCUUAAAAUAUGUGAGACAGAGUACACAACAGGUGACAAAUAAGAGAUGUUCUAAGUCCACACUUUGCCGAUCACCUGACUGCCCCACCCAUCUUCCCACCUGUUUCCACUUCCCUCAUCUACUCUGCAGUUGCCUUGCUCUUCCCCGCCCACCCUCAUCAUCAACAUCCUCUCUGUAUAUACCGGCCCAGAUCCUUGUUCCUCUGCCAGUUCCUUGUAGUUACAAUGUUGCAUAAUCUUGUGUUUGCUUUCAAGUCACCUGAACCAGUACCCUAAAUUCUUUACACCAUGGGGACCUUGAUGGUGGCCUUCUCGACUGCAGCUUUCUCCAACCUGCUGUUCCCAGCUGUGUCCCUCCUGUCAGUGGGUGACAUUGUGUUUGUAAUAACCAACAUGCAGGUAGAAAACCUGUUCAGCUCAUGUCGCUCCACCGUCAUCACUCUCUACAACGGGGCCGUUGACUCUUCCUCAGCACUCUUCCUUGUCAUCAAGCUGUUACGCGAGGCUGGCGUCUCUCUCCGCUCCUCCUUCCUGUUCAUGUCCGCCUGCAGCGUCAUUCACCUGCUCAGGACUUUCUUCCUGCUUCCCAGAGACCACAUUCCCUACCCGCUGCCUGAAGACUACACAUACGGGUAGAAAUCUCCAAGAAACUAUUGUGGAUAAAAAUCUGUCCUCUGGGCCAGUGAAGAAGACUGGACUCCUACCACUAAUAUUUACUUUAACUUAUUUAAACUACCGCAAAUCUAGUUUUACUCAGUCUCUAUAACAUAAUACUUAG